UUAUUUGACUGAGACCACGUUAACUCUUCUUCGUUUUGUCAAACAACGCUUUCGCAGCUCUGAGAUUGAUUCAGUCACUUCGUUCAUUAAAAUGGCUGAAAAACCAGCGAACCGUUUUGUCGAAGUUCCCUGCUACUUUCACGCUCUUCCCCAGGAAUCAGUGCUGCAUAUUUUCUCGUUCCUGGACGUCCUUGAUGUCACAAACUGUUCAGUGGUCUGUCGACGAUGGAAGCGUAUCACGGAGACCGAUAUACAGCAGAAAUCCACCAUCGUCGACCUGCAGAAAUGGGCCACUUACCGCCCUCGGGAACUUACAAUGGGGGACAUUUGGAAACACCAUAUAGCACUGCUUCAGCGCUUCCUGACGCGAAGAACCCGCUGUCUGAUCGUACGUCGACCAGCCGGCUCACCGCCACCUCGUGCUGACUGGGCCCUAACCGAGAUCGCAUGGGCCUCCUGUUGGGAUUAUCGAUGGUCGGAUGUCGGAGAGGAGCUGGGCAGAGUACUGGGCGACUGCUCCAUCGGCUUGUGUUCCCGGGCUGAUCGAGAUCUGCCGCAGCCCGAGCCGCAGAAGCCGCGGCGGGAUGUGGUAUUGACGCUGCAGAAUGUCCAUCUCUGUGCGGACUCGUUGCGCGAUCUGGGGUGGCACUUUGCCCGGCUGCCGUUCACCAUCACCGCCGUUCGAAUGGAGAAUGUGACAAUGCGCUGCCACUUUUCGACGGGACGGUUUGGUUAUCAGUCUCCGCCCCAAGUGGUUCUCGAGGUCGCUGUGGAGAAAGCCGUGAUUUUGCCGGAGAAUGGUAGCUGGCCGUUUGAUAUACGGCUACGGGAUCUCCUGGGCAACGUACCAAAACACUCCUUCGCGUUUUUUGAGCGAUUCUUGCCAGCUGAUUUUUCGAAUGCCGAAAAGGACUUCAUCAGCGCGAAGCUGUUGUCGGACGAUCCCGUGGGUGCAACGCUAGCAUCUUACUUCGGAAGGUGGGUUAGUUUGCCCGGGAUUGUUGGCGUGUGCGCAGCAUCUACGCUUGGCUCCUUGGGACUGACGCUGAACGAUAUUCUUUCGCUCCCGAAAUGGUUGCGUCAGCUAGUGGUUGAGCUGCUGAAGAAUCCUUCCAUUGGAAUAGUUCCGAUUGCUACUACAUAUAGCGACUGCUCCUGGUACGCCUAA
Molecule: messenger RNA, 1168 nt
Organism: Paramacrobiotus metropolitanus
Lineage: Eukaryota; Metazoa; Tardigrada; Eutardigrada; Parachela; Macrobiotidae
Exons: 3
Coding region: 92-1168 (358 amino acids)
Molecular function (GO): protein binding
Source: RefSeq, a predicted model, not a curated record